Messenger RNA from Belonocnema kinseyi, 812 nucleotides. RefSeq lists its product as uncharacterized. The record is from RefSeq and is a predicted model, not a curated record. The coding region runs from base 35 to 697 and encodes 220 amino acids. NCBI's taxonomy places the organism in Eukaryota, Metazoa, Arthropoda, Insecta, Hymenoptera, Cynipidae. The transcript has 2 exons.
GAUAAAUUUUUGAUCUCAAAUUCUGUCAUCAAAAAUGAGAAUCACCAGUAGUCUUCUAUUCUUAGUUUAUGCUAUUUUCCUUCAUUCUAUUGAAUUCAUACUAUGUAUAAGACUAAGGACUUUAGAUGAAUUAUUUCCUGCAAACAACGGCAUAUUGCCUGAUAUCAAAGUGUGUUCAAUGGAAUAUAUUCAAAGCUUACAAAAUUUCCGCAAACUAGAGAGUUACGAUAUGGAAAAUAGACAUGCAACGUUUUUAAAAAGAGGGGAUGUCGUCGUUGGAUGUGAAGAGAAUGGAAAUAUUUUUCCGCUAAUUCUUCUGUUUGAAUAUGAUCCACGUCUGCAGCAUGUCGUAUUUGACGCUCGAAACCACGAGUAUGUUAUUACGCACGGUGCAGAUUUUCUUCAGAUGGGUCCAAACCGUGUUUACGCAUUUGUUCAUCAGCGUGAUUUAGCUGCAGCACCACUAAAACCAACUACUGACGAUCCAAGAUACCUUGCAGCACACCGAGAAGCAUGCAGAGCAGCAAACCGUGCAACUGACGAAAGAGAAGGACUACUUACAAGAAACUUACUUUCUAAUGAACCAGUUCCUCAGUAUAUGCUUGCACAAAUCACACGAAAAUACACAAGAACGUAUAUACAAGUACGCGAUGCGCAUUUAGGUACAGUACCAAACAAUCCGAACCGGCAUCAUUAAUCAAGUCAAAAAGGGAAAACAUUGGAGGUUCCCAUUUUCUAACGGAAGAUUGUAAAAACAUCAAAAAACAGAUGAUCCCCAUUGUUCAAGAUUCUGCAAAGGUGGAAUUUUACCA